This is a messenger RNA of Volvox carteri f. nagariensis, 1524 nucleotides long. RefSeq names its product homeodomain protein. Gene Ontology annotation, biological process: regulation of DNA-templated transcription. The record is from RefSeq and is a predicted model, not a curated record. The transcript is spliced from 4 exons. The annotation marks the transcript as partial. Gene Ontology annotation, molecular function: DNA binding. NCBI's taxonomy places the organism in Eukaryota, Viridiplantae, Chlorophyta, Chlorophyceae, Chlamydomonadales, Volvocaceae.
AUGCUACCGCAAGCACAGCAACAACAACAGCAGCACCCCCACCUCCUGUCCCAGCCCCUUCCCUACGUUCCUCAACAGCAGCAUCAGCAGCCACAGCAGCAAUUCCAGACUCUGCAACAACAACAACAACAACAACAACAGCAACAGCACUCGCAGCCACAAGAUCUACACCUUUCGGGCUCGUUUGUACGACAAUCUGUUAGACGAGACGAGCUCCCGGACGGCGGCUCCAUUUUCUCCAGCAGCUUCCCGAUGGGGCCCUAUCAGCGCACCGCGUCUGAAGGUGUUGUGGCACGAAUGCCCGCGGAGGGUCCCCCCGGCCCCCCGCCCCUCUACUACGGCAACCCACUUCGGCCUCCUGCCCCUGCCAGCGAACUAAGGACUCACCACGGCGCUGUCUGGGACUAUGGCGCCGCCGGCGCCGUCGGAGGCCAGACGCGGACUGUAGCUGGAGGUACGGCCCAAAUGGCUCAGCAGCCGCUCGGUGGACUCGGCCGAGGCAUGCACCAACUGCCGCCAGCGGCGGCGAUGGCGGUGGCGGAACGGCAGCCCUCCGGGGCGCAGCAGGCUGUGCCGUUGCCCUUCUCUUUGGACGCUGCAGACAUGGCGGCGAUGCCGGAUCCUAAUGAGAUGUACGACCACUCGUACGGAAGUCCAGCUCAGAGCAGCGGAAUCGACGGUGAGCAGUACGGAGGCCGUUGGUCGACCGGGGGCGUGGCCACGGUCAGCGGUGGAGAUGCCGGUGGCGCCUUGACGUAUCCUGGCAGGCAGCAGCCGUACGAUGGGUACGGCGACCAUGCAUCAUCGCCCAUGGCGUCACGUGGCCCUGAUGUGUACGGUGUGUCGCACUUUCCUGGUGAACCGGCUGAUUCCGCGCAGCAAAGAGUUGGGUCGGAGAAUAUUAUGCAGCCCUUUGCUUUCGGAGGUGCCUCUACCAGUAGCGGCGGCGGCGGCGGCGGCGGCGGCGGUAGCAACUGGACGACCCUACAAGGCCGAGUCGCUGCCGGAGCGCUGGCGUACGGCACGUCUGUGGCGGCUCCAUCACGCAUGAUCAACGGCCGAGGCCUGGGCAUCAAGUCCAGCAGUGGCGGCGGCGGCGGUGGCCAUGGCGGCGGUUGCGGAGGCGGAGGCGGAGCCAGCGGCCCUGGAAGCAAGAAGGGUCGAGAAAACCUUCCUCGGGCCGCCGUACAGUCGCUCAAGCUGUGGGUGUUCAACCAUAUCGUACAUCCGUACCCCAGCGAGGACGAGAAGGAGGUGCUGUGCGCAAAUACUGGGCUAGAUCUGCUCCAGUUGAACAACUGGUUCAUCAACGCGCGGGUGCGCAUCUGGAAGCCCCUCAUUACGGAGGUGUUCAUGUCGAACCAGCCAAGGAUGGCGCAUGAGGCACAGGUGCGCGGGGACACUGAGCUCCUAGCCAAGAUGAACGCAGCGCGGAAUUCCCCCACUGCCCAGUUGGCGCUGGUGGCGGCGGACGCCAUUUCCCUUAGCUGCCUGGAGCAGGCGGCCCAGCGGAAAGCUUCGGAG